CUGGGAUGGAACGGUGCGGCAUCUCAGUCAACUAGCGUAUUCUCGCACCCAAUGGCCCUAUCGGGAUAUUCUGAGAUGAAUAGUCUGGCGCAUCGGAGCAACAUCAUGACAUUGACGCAACAACAUCGCUCAGCCAGCCAGAGCGACUUCGAAGGAAGGAAGCGCAAAAAGGGCAAGAAGCAACGUAGCACGAAGUUAGACACAUCGGAAAGCGAAUCAAGCAGCUCAGUAGGGUCGAACAGUAGCGACGAGAGAGAACAAAUCAAGAAGACAAAAAAGCUGCUCAGAAAGCUCGAAAAGGACCGGAAGAAGCGCAAACAUCGAUGAGGAUGAGCUCACAAGGAGAAGCAUGAUGGCACAAGGGGCGACACUUUGUAUCAUUCCAAGAAAUUAAAAAACUCAUAGGCUGACGAAU
Amoebophrya sp. A25 is the source of this 415-nucleotide messenger RNA. The record is from the annotation of a GenBank genome assembly. Lineage: Eukaryota; Dinophyceae; Syndiniales; Amoebophryaceae.